Molecule: messenger RNA, 1906 nt
Organism: Stegodyphus dumicola
Lineage: Eukaryota; Metazoa; Arthropoda; Arachnida; Araneae; Eresidae
Product: equilibrative nucleobase transporter 1-like
Biological process (GO): transmembrane transport
Molecular function (GO): transmembrane transporter activity
Source: RefSeq, a predicted model, not a curated record
UCGAGUAAGAUUAUAACGCCAUCAUGAAACAAUUUACACGGUAUUUUAUCCUCUGGUAUGGACUUCUCGAAACAUACAUCUUUACUGGUUGCAUAUUUGGGUGGACGGCGCUUCACUACAUGCUGAGGCAAGAAGGUAUUUAUUCAACUGUUUGCAAAACAGAUGGCUUAACCUCUUUGAUGAAUGUUUCUUUAUGGAAUGCGUCACAUAGUGAAAACGAGUCGAGGUUUACAAGUUCAACUGAGAUUCCUACACAGAAAAUCAAUGUGGGUUAUACGACGUGUGAAGAACAAGAUCGCAUUCUUAACUUGGCGUAUACCAUCGGUAGCUUCUGCAUGGGGUCUACGUCUUUCAUCUGGGGAUUUCUGCUGGACAGAUGGGGACUCCGCAAUGUUCGUCUUAUAAUAAAUGGAUUGAUAACAAGCGGUUGCAUUCUUCUCUCAUUAACAAUAAAAGAAACGUCUUUCCUGCUGUUUCCUUCUUUAAUACUGGUGUGCUUAGCGGGUGUACCCUUACGUUUGGCUAACAUGCAGAUUGCGGACUUGUUUCCGGAAAAAAGAUCGACCAUUAUUACCUUAUAUAGUGGAGCAUUCAGCGCUUCUGCAUCUGUGUUUGUCUUCAUUAAGUACGGUUUUGACGCCGGUCUACCCUGGGAGUGGGCCUGCUUUCUAUUGGUAGUCCUCAGCGUCAUAAUGCUGCCUGUGACACUGUUUGUCUUGCCUGCGGAUAGGAUACGAGAAGAGAAGGGUGGUCUCUUCUCUGCGACAGAAAAAGAAGUGUCGUCCGUGGCUCCUUGUGUCUGGGGCACUUUCACGUACAUCCCAGAUGAUUACAUCUUCCACAAAUCGCCGCCUCCAGUCAGAUCAGAAAACAACAAUACAGUGAAAGAGAAAUCACCCAAAGAUGGAGAAGUUGAGAAGCAAGAAGAAAUACCACUUCGGAAUUCUCUGUUUUCGUGGUCCUUCUUCUUACACCAAUACUGGUUCUGUUGGUUACUUCUAUACACGAUUAUAUAUGUCGGAACUCUUCAUCUGUGGUCAGAAAGGACUACAACUGAUCGAAAUGAAGACUCUUUCUUUUCCGAAACCUACGGACUAUUUCAAGUAACGGGUAUCUUUCUAGCUCCCAUUGGAGGACUCUUUAUGGACUGGAGCAUCAGAAGAGUCACCAAAAACAAUGAAGAUCAGGAUGAAACUUUACUCAGAGUGAUCCGUUCUUGUUUCUGGCCGAUGUUUCUCACUACGAUACUUGAAGCUAUUGCUCAAAUCUGCAAAUUUUUUAACGUCAAGAUAGCAAUCUACGUGUCCAUUUUCGCCGUAACUUUCCUGAGAGCAUUUUUCCUUUCUAUCGGAACCGCAUAUCUUCGAAUAAGGUUUCCAGCAGAACAUUUCAAUAAGCUGCUAGGUAUCAUGAGUACUAUAUCUGCCGUUGUUAGUCUGCUUCAAUUCCCUCUCUUCUUGUGGGAAUCCUCAUCUCCUGCUAGUGUGCUGAGUGUUAAUAUCUUCGAUAGUGUUUGCUCAGCUGUGGCCUUUAUUCAUCCUUUGCUACUUGUUGUGAUACCCGUUCAGAAAUACUUCCUUAGAGAUAAAAUGAAGAAAACGACAGAUUCUAGUAGCUGAGAUAAACUGCACUAAGUAUGCGAAAUCUAAGACUGGCUUUCACUUGUAGGCAUAUUCUUGUCAGCAGCUAUUCAUAUAAUUUUUCUGAAAAUGGAUUUGCUAUUAAGAAGAACUGAGGAUACAUUUUAUUAUUUUCUACUUAAAUACUGAGACGCAGUGACGUCAUUAUACCGGGAACAUGGACCUUAUAAGAAAUAGACUAACCCAGUGGGCGGGGCGCGCGUCACCGACAUGUCGGCAAGAAAGAGUAGGGUUUACUUUAACAUUGAAAACCUAUGGCGUUUGUA